AUGCCACGCUUUCUCCUCCCGAAGAGCUCAACGCCGCAUCGCGUAGCAGCGAUCGCUCUUUACCGAGCGCUGCUUUCACGAUGCACUUCAGCACCACUCCCGGAUGAGGAUCGUAGCUCCUUACGGAACGCAGUCCGGCAGAAAUUCCGCAGAAACCGCAAGAUAGCAAGUGCGCGACAGCUCGGUCUAACCUUUCGUGCUGGUUAUGAGAUUCUCGACCAUCUGGAUGCAGCCAGCGCCGGGGAUACCUCCAGUGCCAGUUUCCUGACCUCUGUUAUAUCCAAUCUAACGCCUGGACUCAAACGUCCUCCUCCACCGAGACAUCCAACUCCACCGCCCCCGGCGAAAAAAGAGCUUGCCUGCCUACCGCCCGAGAAUGCCGUACUACGCGUUCGCCCACGUCAGGUUGUCAGUGGGCCUCGCCACGUUCCAAUACUAUGCUCAGCAAACGGUAUACCAUUCCUGCGACUCACGAAGCCUCAGCCUGCUAGUUUAAGUAGAGUGCUGCGGCAAAAGCUGGAUACGCGGAACCUGUUGUUCGACAGGAAGGUUCUUAUCAGCAACUACUGGAUCCCGAUAGCCACGCAGGAAGAUAAAUGGGAUGAGAUACUGCAGCAGGAGCUGGGCUUCCGAGACGAUCCAGAGGCUGAAGAAGACACAUGGGUCGGUGUGUUUGAACAGGCAUAUAACGACAAUACCAAACAGCAUGAAAUGCAUCUGAAGAAGGACAAAGCCAUAGCACAGAAGAUGCUGGAGAUUGUGGACAAGGAGACCGAAUUAGCGCUCAAGGAAGGACAGAAGAUUGUCCGUGGUCGCAGACAUCGUCCGAUCAGAAUAAUAUCCCCA
This is a messenger RNA of Westerdykella ornata, 846 nucleotides long. RefSeq lists its product as uncharacterized. The transcript is spliced from 3 exons. The record is from RefSeq and is a predicted model, not a curated record. The annotation marks the transcript as partial. Lineage: Eukaryota; Fungi; Ascomycota; Dothideomycetes; Pleosporales; Sporormiaceae.